ACAGGAAGGCAGCGGGGAGGAAAAGGGCCGGAGAUGCCCCCGCAGGAGGGGCUCCAAAGCCAUCCCAGGGUGCUCUGAGGAGGAAAGACCCAACAUGUGCUGGGAAGGCGGCCAGAGCUUGAGCCAGAGCUCUGAGCUGGUGGUCCCUGAGCAGCCUCCCAGCAGGGAGAAGCCCUUCAGGUGCUUGGAGUGUGGGAAGAGCUUCAGGAAGAGCACCAAACUCCUCACCCACCAGCACAUCCACACUGGGGAACGGCCCUACUCAUGUAGGGAAUGUGGGAAGAGUUUCAGGGACAGCUCCUCCCUGAUCAAACACAAGCGCAUCCACACUGGGGAACUGCCAUACCCAUGUCAGGAAUGUGGGAAGAGCUUCAGGAACAGCUCCAACCUGAUCCGACACCAGCAAAUGCACACUGGGGAACUGCCCUACCCAUGUCAGGAAUGUGGGAAGAGCUUCAGGGACAACUCCAACCUGAUCCGACACCAGCACAUCCACACUGGGGAACGGCCCUACACGUGUCGGGAAUGUGGGAAGAGCUUCAGGUACAGCUCCAACCUCCUCACCCACCAGCACAUCCACACCAGGGAACGGCCCUACAAGUGCUUGGAAUGUGGGAAGAGGUUUCAGCGCAGCUCAAGUCUUCUCAGGCAUGAGCAGACACACACGGAUGAGAGGCCCUUCCGCUGCACCGACUGCGGGAAGGGCUUCAACCAGAGCGGCAACCUUGUCAGGCACCAACGCAUCCACACCGGGGAGAGGCCCUACAAGUGUGGGGAGUGUGGGAAGAGCUUCACUGACAGGUCUUAUUUGACCAAACACCAACGGACCCACCAGUAAGAGAAGCCCUCGAGUGCCCCAACUGCAGGAAGAGCUUCGGCCGCUGCUUCCACCCCCAAUGAAGCCCCUG
Messenger RNA from Chiroxiphia lanceolata (lance-tailed manakin), 908 nucleotides. Its product is annotated as zinc finger protein 586-like. Lineage: Eukaryota; Metazoa; Chordata; Aves; Passeriformes; Pipridae. Gene Ontology annotation, biological process: negative regulation of transcription by RNA polymerase II. The coding region runs from base 95 to 838 and encodes 247 amino acids. The record is from RefSeq and is a predicted model, not a curated record. The transcript has a single exon. Gene Ontology annotation, molecular function: DNA-binding transcription repressor activity, RNA polymerase II-specific.